Molecule: messenger RNA, 1017 nt
Organism: Exophiala oligosperma
Lineage: Eukaryota; Fungi; Ascomycota; Eurotiomycetes; Chaetothyriales; Herpotrichiellaceae
Exons: 1
Coding region: 1-1017 (338 amino acids)
Source: RefSeq, a predicted model, not a curated record
AUGAGUCAUCAAAGCAAUCCUCGCGUCCUUAUCGUGGGCGCUGGAUCUAUGGGUCUUGUCUGCGGCUACAUUCUGAGCGAGGCAAAGGCUGAGAUUACGUUUCUCGUGCGGCCGCACCGUGUCAAGGACUUGAGUCCCCCUCGGCGCUUGUACUGCUUCAAUGAUAACAAACUCAAGACAUUCCAGGCCUACCAAGUGGCCACUGAUCCAGAACACAUGAUAGACGCACAGUACGACUUCAUCUUGAUCACCCUGGACACCCAUGCCCUGAUGAACGAAGUCGGAACAGAGUUGGUGAAAGUUAUUGGCAAGGCUGUGUGUGGAAGCAGAACCAUGGUGGUAAUCGGCAGUGUCUCUUUUGAUAUUCGGCCAUGGUUUCUUGAAACCUCCCAAAUCCCUAGCGAACAGGUAGCCAACGGCAUGACCCUUGUCCAUGCGUAUGCACCAAGCGUUGUGAAGCUACCUAUCCACGAGGGCACCGACCGCAAGCUUCUCCAAGAAGCCGACCAGGGGUAUGUAGACAGUCUUGGGGCUGGCUUCAUUAUCAGCGACAGUGCACCUGUUGUGGCCGAAAAGUUUUUCGCUCUAUACAACUCGAGUACGUUAUCAUCAUGUGCGGUAUAUCCGGCAGAGAAAUAUCUCCUAUUCAGCGCCAGCUUAUUUCCAGUAUUUCCAGCCUAUGAGCUGCUUGGUUGGCCUGACUACGACGCGAUUGAUCCUGAGGGAGAGAUCUGGCGUCUCUGCAUCAGCGCAAUGAAAGAGAUUCAAAGACUUAGUAUCAUGGGAGUCAUGGGUGAAGGCGCCGCCGAAAGUACGUCUGGAGUUGGAGUUAUACAGCAGUUCUCGGGUAUGGCAAAAGCGAUGUUUCCCUUCCCGCUGGUAGAGUUUUACAAGUACCACCAUGGUGGUAAAGUCGUCACUCAAGACAGAGAGUUGAUGGAAAUAUGUGUCUCUUAUGGCAAGGCGGAAGGAAAGCAAAUGUCAGCAUUGAGAGAGCUGCUUCGGCGCACGCAGUAG